Molecule: messenger RNA, 11446 nt
Organism: Scatophagus argus
Lineage: Eukaryota; Metazoa; Chordata; Actinopteri; Scatophagidae
Gene: cubn
Product: cubilin (intrinsic factor-cobalamin receptor)
Exons: 67
Coding region: 87-10976 (3629 amino acids)
Molecular function (GO): calcium ion binding
Source: RefSeq, a predicted model, not a curated record
AGUCUGAACAUUGAGCAUAAGAGUGUGACAGUGCAUGAAACCCCAGUAAAGCUGUUUUAAGUGUCCAGGCAAUACAUCUCUUUUCUAUGGCUGCAACACUGCAGCCCUUGUGGCUAUUCUUUAUACUCAUUUUCCUUCUAGUGGGGCUGCAAGGAGAGUCAAGGGGCACUGCACAAGGACGAAACAAGAGGGACGUCAGUAAUGACCAGCCUCGUAUGCUGUCAGACAAUGGUCACCUUGUCUUCACAACUGGUUACAAUAAAGAGAUCAGAUUUCAGACAUCAGAAUUAGGACGGGUUAAAGUCGAUAACGAAGACCUCACCCAUCUCUUGAGUCAGAUCAAAACCAACAAAGAAGACAUUGAUGACAUUAAGUCUCAUGGAGGUGGAAUUCCCCCUGAUAUCACCAACAAACUAAAUCAGCUUGAUAGCAGGGUGUCAACACUUGAGAACAAAGUAACUGCACUUGAACUGACAGUCCAGAGGGUCUCUUGCAACAGUAAUCCCUGUCAAAAUGGAGGAACAUGUCUGAACUUAGUCAACUCAUAUCACUGUGUGUGUCCCAGCAACUGGGCUGGUCCUAACUGCGCAACAGAUGUAAAUGAAUGUCAGGUGUAUUCUGGAACAUCUCAGGGUUGUCAGAAUGGUGCAACCUGUGUCAACACCCCUGGAUCAUUCACUUGUAACUGCUCUCCAGAAUGGUCCGGGAGCCUCUGUACUGUGCGGUACGAUGACUGCAGGAAUGUAGGACAGAAUCUGUGUGUGCAUGGCACAUGUAUUGAUGCAGACCGGGUUAUACCUGGACAGCCAAAAUACCAGUGCAUUUGUGAAAGUGGCUGGGAGGCUCCAGCUGGGAAUCUGGCCUGUGUGACUGAUGUGAAUGAGUGUAACUUACCCAACAAACCUUGUUCCACCAAUCCUGCUGUUCCCUGCUACAACACUGAGGGUUCCUUCUACUGUGGAUCCUGUCCUGCUGGUUGGCAAGGAAAUGGCUACAGCUGUCAGGAUGUGGACGAAUGUUUGACUAAUAAUGGUGGCUGCUCCACUACUCCCAUGGUGCAAUGCCUGAACACCAUGGGCUCCUUCCACUGCGGUCUCUGCCCUCCAGGGUAUGAGGGGGAUGGGAGAACAUGCACCCAGACUAAUAUCUGUGCUACCAAUAAUGGAGGCUGUUACCCAUUGGCUACUUGCUCCUCCAGCCCAGGUACAAGCCUCCCUAUAUGUACCUGCCCUCCAGGCUACAUAGGCAAUGGUUAUGGUCCAACUGGUUGCACCCAGACCAGCAACACCUGUCAGACCAACAACCCCUGUAUCAAUGGACAGUGUGUGGCCACCACUUCGGCUCCUGGCUAUGUCUGCAUUUGCAACUCUGGCUGGCAAGGUGUAAACUGUGACCAGAAUACGAAUGAAUGCUUCAGCAAUCCCUGUCAGAAUGGAGGAACCUGCACUGAUGGCAUUGAUGGAUUCACAUGUACUUGCACUGCCCAGUGGACUGGCCAACUCUGCCAGACCCCACAGCAAGAGUGUGGAGGUUACCUGACUGGCCCUGCGGGUACCUUCAGUUAUCCCAACAACCCAGGUCAUGAUGAAUAUGAUCACCAGGUUAGCUGUGCCUGGGUGAUCCGUACUGACACAAGCAAGAUUCUGCGUAUUACCUUUCCUUUCUUUCAUUUGGAGAGCAGCACCAACUGCAACUAUGACUUCCUUCAGAUUCAUGAUGGGGACAGCGCCUCUGCUUACAUAAUUGGAAAAUACUGUGGCCAAAAUAACCCACAAGAGCUCUAUAGUUCCCAUAAUUCACUGUAUUUCUGGUUUCGCUCUGACCACUCUGUGAGCAAUGGGGGAUUCACAGUUGCUUGGCAAUCUCAGGACCCAGUGUGUGGAGGUGAACUAACUGCUCCCUAUGGCAACAUUAAUUCACCUGGUUACCCUGGAAACUACCCACCUAGCCGAGAUUGCUACUGGACAGUGACAGUGGAGCCCAGCUUGCUCAUUACCUUUGCAUUUGGAACUCUCAGUCUGGAACAUCAUCCUGACUGCAACUAUGACUUCUUAGAGAUCCGUGACGGUCUUCUACCUGAGGACCCAGUUUUGGGGAAGUACUGCAGUACAGCAACACCUGCCCCCCUGCAAACUACUGGUCCAGCUGCAUGGGUUCACUUCCACUCUGACUUCACUAUCUCUGACCGAGGCUUCCACAUUACAUACACAACCUCACCAAGUGACCCUGGUUGUGGUGGUACCUUUACUGAAAGUGAGGGCAUUAUCAUCUCCCCCAACUGGCCCAAUAACUACGCCCACAACCGCCAGUGUGUCUAUAUGAUAAGGUUGCCAGUGGGUGAGAAGGUGGCCCUAAACUUCACUGACAUGAACCUGGAGAGUCACAGCAGCUGCUCUUUUGACUAUGUGGAGGUUCGGGAUGGAAGAACAGAGACCGAUCCUUUGAUAGGUAGGUACUGUGGGAGCUCCCUGCCAGCUCCCAUCCUCUCAUCCUCCAACUUCCUGUGGAUUCGCUUCAGGUCUGACAGCUCAGUCAGCCGUGCUGGUUUCAGGGCUGUAUACACUGUUGCUUGUGGAGGUAUUUUGACCGGGUCUGGGCAGUUACGCUCUCCCUACCACCCCAACGCCUAUCCCCAUAACAAGGACUGUGAGUGGGUCAUUAACCAGCCAGAGGGCUAUGUGGUCACCCUCAACUUCCUGUCAUUUGAUGUUGAGGGAGGCUCCUGCCAAUAUGACUUUGUUGAGGUCAGAGAUGGCUCCAGGUCUAGCUCUCCACUGUUGGGGGUAUUUUGUGGUGUUGAUAUUCCCCCCAGACUUCAGUCUACUCAGAAAUCUAUGUAUAUCCACUUCAAGACUGACUCAUCUAUCAGCAAUCAUGGCUUUGAAGCAGCCUAUGGUUCUGCAUUGGAGGGCUGUGGCGAUACCCUAACUAGUCCUUCAGGCACCGUCACAAGCCCUGGCCACCCCAACAACUACCCCCAUGGUGCCAACUGUACAUGGCAUAUCAAUGUUACCCCGGGUAACCUGGUUCGGCUCUCAUUUGAGUCCUUCAACCUGGAGUACCAUGCUAACUGUAACUAUGAUUACCUUGAGGUGUAUGACAAUGGCACUGUGCAGACCGGAACCAAGAUUGGCAGGUACUGCGGGCGUUCAGUGCCUCCAUCCAUCACCAGCACUGACAACCUGCUGACCCUGUUGUUUGUGACUGACUCAAGUUUAGUGACUGAGGGAUUUUCUGCCACCUAUGUCUCCAUCAAUGCCACCACAGACUGUGGUGAGACCUUCACCUCCCCUACAGGUUCUUUCACUUCACCCAACUACCCUGACUACUAUCCCAACAAGAGAGACUGUAUCUUCAAGAUCAUUGUACAGAUCAACAUGCAGAUUAUGCUGAACUUCACCAGCUUUGAUCUGGAGGGUACCCCUCCUUCUUGCAACUUUGACUUUGUGGAAAUCAGGGAUGGUGGCUAUGAAACAUCUCCCUUGAUUGGUAAGUUCUGUGCCAGUCAGAGACCUCCAGUCCUAGUAUCUCAUAGCAAUCGUCUAUGGGUGAGAUUCCACUCAGAUGCCACUGUAACACGCCUUGGAUUCACUGCCCACUGGGAUGGCACGCAGACUGGCUGUGGAGGGAUGUUGACAACUGCAUCUGGGACAUUUUCCUCUCCCAACUACCCUCUGCCCUACCACCCCAAUGCUGAGUGUUACUGGAACAUCAGGACCAACCAGGGCAACCAGCUCCUCCUCUCUUUCUCUGAUUUCCACCUGGAGUCCAGCUCCAGCUGCUCUUAUGAUUACCUGGCUGUACAUGAUGGUAACAGCAGCAGUGCUCCAGAGCUGGCCAAGUUGUGUGGCAGUCAGCUACCCAGCACCAUAAGCUCCUCUGGCAAUCAGCUUUACAUCAAACUCCGCACUGACAGCACCGUUAGCACUGGAGGCUUCCUUGCAUCUUAUACCUCCAACUGCAGCAUGCUCAUCUCAGGCCAACACAAAGGAGUGGUGGAGUCGCUGAAUUUUCCCAACAACUACCCAGAUGACUCCUACUGCAGAUGGACCAUCCAGGCCAGCAGUGGAAACACUGUCAACUACACCUUUACUGCCUUCCAGUUAGAGGCUACCUCUAGCAACUGUAACUAUGACUACAUCAAGCUCUAUAAUGGCCCAAACGAACAAGCUCCACUGAUUGGUAAAUUCUGUGGAGAUAUGCCCCCCCCAGCCAACAGCACCACAAGCUCAGCUCUCACCAUGGUGUUCAGAACAGACACCUCAGUGUCAAGGUUGGGCUUCCAGAUGAUGUGGUACCAGUAUGGUUGUGGUGGGGAGCUCUCUGGACCCAAAGGUUCCUUCAACAGCCCAGACUACCCCAACAGAUAUCCAGAAAACAAGGAGUGUAUCUGGUAUAUCACCACAACAGCUGGCAGCAGCAUAACCCUCACUAUCCAUGAGUUUGAUGUGGAGUUUCACCAAAACUGUAACUAUGAUGUGUUGGAGGUGUAUGGAGGCCCAGACUUGUCAGCCCCUCAGCUGGCCAGGCUUUGCACCACCACAUCCAGCCCAAUGCGUGUCUCCAGCACUGGCAACCUGGUCACGGUGCGUUUCAAAUCUGAUGCCUAUGUCAGUGGUCGAGGUUUCAAUGCGAGCUGGGCUGAAGUUCAGGGAGGCUGUGGAGGGCCAGUCACAGCUCCAUCAGGGGACAUCCAUUCCCCUUUGUAUCCCAGCAGCUAUCCCAACAAUGUCGACUGUUCCUGGGUUAUUAGUGUGGAUCCAAACCACCGUGUUUUUUUCAACUUCUCUGACCUGGAUAUUGAACACCAUAGCAACUGCUUCUGGGACUAUGUGGAUAUCCAUGAUGGUCCAAGCAUAUCUUCUCCUCUACUUGCCCACGUGUGUGGCACCAUUCUUCCGCCCUCCAUCACCUCUACACAGAACACCAUCUAUGUUCGCUUUAGGUCGGACUCUAGUCGCAACCAUCGUGGCUUCAGUGCUCACUUCUCCGAGGCUUGUGGUGCAACCAUCACAGCAGAUAACAAUGGUGGGGCCAUUGCGUCGCCACGAUACCCAGCACCAUACCCACCAAAUCAGAACUGUACUUGGAUCAUCAGAGUGCAGGAACCAUUCAACCAUGUGACCCUGUCAUUCACUGACUUUGAGUUAGAGAUGAUCAGUUCCAACUGUUCACAUGAUGCAGUGACAGUUCUGGAUGGUGACAACUACCAGGCACCUCUCAUAGGACGCUACUGUGGCUUUGAAAUACCUCACCCAGUGACAUCCUUCAGUAACUCUUUGGUGGUCAACUUCAUCUCUGACCACUCUGUGUCCAGGAAAGGGUUCAGAGCCACCUACUCAGCAUCCACUUCCAGUUGUGGAGGAGAUCUGGUGAUUGAGAGUGGUACAUUUAACAGUCCUAACUAUCCAGAUGCUUAUCCACCUAAUGUGGAGUGUGUGUGGACCAUCAGGAGCUCACCAGGGAACCGUCUCCAGCUCUCAUUUGUUACAUUUCACCUGCAGGGAGAUUCUGGCUGUCAAAAUGACUACCUAGAAAUCAAAGAGGGCAACUCCACUGGACCUGUGGUUGGACGUUUUUGCGGGAACUCACUCCCCUCCAACUACACCUCUGUGACUGGUCACAUCCUGUGGGUUAAGUUUGUCUCAGAUGCAUCAGUUAGUGGAGCAGGAUUCAGAGCCACCUUCUCACACGUGUAUGGCAAUGAUUUGAUGGGGGAGUUUGGUCAGAUAGCAUCCCCACUUUAUCCCAGAAUGUACCCCAAUAAUGCUCACUACCGCUGGACCAUAACUGUGGAUGGAGACAGCUACAUUCAAAUCCGCUUCUUGGACAUGGACAUAGAGGAUCUGUAUGACUGCUACUAUGACCAUCUCAAAAUAUUUGAUGGUCCCAGUGUCCAUUACUAUCCCAUCGGGACAUUUUGUGGUGUGUCACUGCCCCCUCCACUUACAAGUUCUGCAAGCACUGUCACCCUGCAGUUCCAGUCAGAUUCAGUGGUGGGAGGACAAGGCUUUCUUGUGGAAUGGACUGCUGUCCAGGACUCUGGACCACCACCCACUAUCACACCAGGUGCAUGUGGUGGACUGCUUAUGACAGGAGAGACUCCCAACUUCCUCUAUUCAUCUGGCUGGCCUGAAAACUACCCUCCUAACCAGGAGUGUACCUGGUUGAUACGUUCUCCAGACUCGACUGUGGAAUUUAAUAUCUUGUCUCUGGACAUAGAGGACUACCCUAUGUGCUACUUUGACAGUCUUGUCAUUAGAGAUGGUGCAUCCAGUCUGUCCCCCGUGCUGGCUAAGAUAUGUGGUCGGGAUCCUCCAGGCUCUUUCCACUCAACGGGAGACUCCAUGUUCAUUCACUUCUCCUCAGACAGCAGCGUUAGUGGACGAGGCUUUAAUGCUUCCUACUCCAAAGGUUGUGGAGGUCUUCUGCAUGUAGACAGGGGUGUGCUGAGCAGUCCCAGGUACCCCCAGAACUACCUCCCUGGUCUUAACUGUAACUGGCAUGUGAUGGUGACGCCUGGCUUCAGGAUUUCUGUCACCUUCCAGAACCCCUUCCAGAUUCAAGGCGAUGGAAGUCGAUGCACCUCAGGAGACUACCUGGAGCUUAGGAACGGUCCAGAUGGUUCAUCUCCACUACUGGGGGAACGUCUCUGUGGUUCAAGUGCACCAUCCCUCCUCCAGACUACUGACAACCACCUCUUUAUUCUCUUUACAUCUGAUGCCACUAAUGAGGCCAGUGGCUUUAAGCUGACCUUUGAAGCCCACAGUCAGGCGUGUGGAGGCUUCAUUGAGCUGAAUGAUAAUGAUCCUCCAGGGUAUAUCACUUCACCUAAUUAUCCUCAGAACUACCCCCAGAACAUUGACUGUAUCUGGGUCAUAACUGUGCCCAAUGGAGAAGCUGUCCAAAUUGAUUUUGAGGAUGAAUUCUACAUUGAGCCAUCUGUCAGCUGUAUGCAUGACUACCUGGAGGUACGUGACGGCUCAACUUCCAACGCCGACCUAAUUUCCCGGCUCUGUGGCAACACCCAACCAUCUACUCAGCAUUCAACAGGUUACUCCAUACUGCUCAGGUUUCGAACUGACAGCAGCGUCACGCACAAAGGCUUCAAGGCAAAGUACUCCAUAGGAACAUGUGGAGGUACCUUCAUAGGUCAGAGGGGUAAAAUACAGAGCCCUGGCUUCCCAGGAUCCAACUAUCCUGACAGCUCCAGUUGUGAGUGGUACCUGGAGGGGCCUACAGGGCACUAUCUCACUCUCAGCUAUGGAAACUUCAGCCUACAAACCACUCCAGGCUGUUCUGGUGAUUAUGUGGAGAUCAGGGAGUACAAUGCCUCAGGGCGCCUACUGGGUCGACACUGCGGCAGUACACUCCCAGCUUCCAUGGACACAUCUGACAGUUUCGCCUAUGUCAGGUUCGUCAGUGAUGCCAAUGAAAAUGCGGCUGGCUUCAGUCUGUCAUUUGAAGCCAGUAUUGAAGCCUGUGGAGGAGAGCUGAAUGCUCCCUCAGGAACUAUCUCCUCUCCCAAUUACCCCAACUUGUACCCACAUAGUCGGGUGUGUCGCUGGGAGCUCAUGGUCUUACCAGGUCGCCGUGUAACUCUCACCAUCAAUGACCUGCGGCUGGAAGAUUCUGGUACCUCCUGUGUAUAUGACUAUGUUGAUGUUCUGAAUGGGUUGGCAGCCGAUGCCCCUCGUCUGCAGCGAUACUGUGGUACAGUACCAGCAGGCACCCAGGUGCGUUCCUCCGGCAAUGUCAUGGCCAUAGUUUUCCGUACUGACGCUUCUGUGUCCAGUGGUGGUUUUAUGGCUUCUUACUCCUCUGAGGAGCCGGCAGAGUGCGGUGGAAACCUGAACAACCCAGCUGGUGGUAACUUCACUUCACCUGGUUACCUAGUGUCCAAUUACAGCAACAACCUCAACUGUGAGUGGCUGAUCCAGAACCCACAGCACACCAAUUCCUCCAUUGUGGUGCUCAUACAAGACCUGCACAUUGAGAACCACCAGACCUGUGAGUCAGACUACCUCCAGUUUCGCAUAGGUAACUCAGAUGGAGAGCUGUUGGCCAAAUUUUGUGGGCAGACCAUCCCCAGAAUUCCCAUUGUGGUUUUUACCCCUGAGCUGUGGGUCCAUUUCCAGACUGACUCCUCCCAGGGUGACCUGGGUUUCAAAGCUGAUUACUUGUUCUCCGAGUGUGGAGGCUUGCAGACUGGUGAGGGAGGGGUGUUAUCCAGUCCUAACUACCCUAACAUGUACCCCAGUCCCAGCCGCUGUGCUUGGCUGCUAGAAGCCCCAUUGGGCCACACUAUUACACUAACCUUCAGUUACUUCAGCCUGGAGCCCCACUCUACAUGUGCCUGGGACUCUGUCACCAUCUUCAAUGGAGGAUCCCCUGGCUCUCCUGUUAUUGGCCACUACUGUGGAACCACUUCCCCGGGAAUAAUCCAGUCAGGAUCCACCAAGCUUGCUGUAGUUUUCCUGGCUGACCAUAGUGUGUCCAAAGGAGGUUUUACGGCCUCCUGGACUGUUGAUUCCUCAGGCUGCGGAGGGGUGAUACAUGCUGAUACAGGAACAAUCAAGUCUCCAAACUAUCCCCAGAACUUCCCACCAAAUGUGGAAUGUACCUGGCAGAUCAUUGCCCAUGAGGGAAACCACCUGGAGGUGAACUUCAACAAUGAUUUCCAGAUUCCAGACAACAGUGGAACCUGCCUCAGCAACUAUGUCAAGGUGUGGUCAGGUCAGACACAAAAUUCUGAGUCUCUGCUGUACACAGGCUGUGGUUCAGUGGCCCCAGGCCCCAUCAUUGCUCCGUAUAACAUCAUCACAAGCCGAUUCCAGAGCACUGAAGCCCAGGGAAGAGGAUUCAUGGCCUCCUUCAGCACAAGGUGUGGUGCAAACUUCACAGCUCCCAGCGGUCGUGUGGUUUCUCCAAAUUAUCCAGCCAACUACCCUGACAACUCCAACUGCAACUACACCAUAGAUGCUGGAGAACAGACUGUAGUUAUCCUCACCUUUCGGGUCUUUCAAGUAGAAGCACACUCCACCUGUCAGUAUGAUGGGUUGAAGAUAUACAACCUGGCUACUAGGCGCCCUGCUAUUGCUACUCUGUGUGGUACCAGCAUCCCAGGACCCUUCUCCACCUUUGGCCCCAUGCUGGUCCACUUCUACUCAGACUCUGUGAUCACUGACAAUGGCUUCAUGGCAGAAUAUAGAGCCAUUCCAUGUGGUGGUUUCUUCAAUACAAGCAUGGGUACAGUGAGCAGUCCUGCACUCUCAGUAAUCCACUACCACCACAACAUCAACUGUACCUACCACAUCAGUGUACCAGCAGACAGAGUGAUAGAUCUCAAGUUUAACACUUUUCAUCUGGAGGCAUCUUCUUCCUGUCGCUAUGAUUAUGUGGCAGUGUAUGAUGGACAGGACAGCUUGGCACCCUUGCUGGGAAAAUUCUGUGGUGAAGUGCUCCCACCCAAUCUGCGUUCCUCCACCAACCAGCUGUUCAUCAUCUUCAGGACAGAUGCCACAGUGAAUGGGAUUGGUUGGAGGGCUACUUACAGUGAGACACUAGGUCCAGCACAGGGAUGUGGUGGCUACCUUGCUUCACCCAUGGGCAUGUUUGGUUCUCCAGAUCCAAACUUGGAUGGGCGCUAUGAGCCUAGGAUGGACUGCCUGUGGAUCAUUGAGAUGCCUGUCAAUAGGGCUAUCAACCUGACCUUCAAUGUCUUUGAACUUGAGAGCUCCUCUACUUGCAGUUAUGACUAUGUCAAAGUGUACGAUGGUGACAGCAUUAAUUUCCCUCUGGUUGGAACAUUUUGUGGAAACUCCAUCCCUUCUUAUUUUGUAUCCAGUGGAAACUUCCUGACUAUCCACUUUGUCACUGAUAACUCAGUACAAAGGCGAGGUUUCAAUGCUACCUACAGAGUUGUGCCACUGGUUUGCGGUGGGACUCUGAAUGCCACAACUACCAUUCAAACUUUGACCUCACCCUCCUUUCCAAAUGCCUAUCCCCCUUACACCUCAUGCCGCUGGAUCUUGGAUGCUCCAGCCCAGGAAAACAUCAAAGUGUCGGUCCAGACCUUUGAGCUCCAUUCCAGCCAGAGCUGCUCCACAAACUACCUUGACAUGAAGGACUGGCCUCUGGGAGACUAUGGGCAGUCACAUAAGUUCUGUGCAUCAGAUGAUCACCCAUUAGACUUCUACAGCUAUGGCAGGACGAUCCUUGUACAUUUCAAAUCUGACACCUUCAUGACAGGAAAUGGCCUAAGUUUCACCUAUCAGAUUGCCAGCUGCAGCAGAACGUAUGAACAGGAAUAUGGCUACCUGAAGAGUCCGGGCUGGCCUGAUAUCUAUCCACACAACAUGGACUGCAUCAUCAUCCUGAAGGCACCACAGAACACAUAUAUCUCCUUCUUUUUUAACAAUUUCGAUGUGGAGAGCCACAGCAGCUGUAAUUUUGAUUACCUGGAGAUCCGUAAUGGCAGUACGGCAGACUCCCCACUGAUUGAUCGGUUAUGUGGCAGCACCCUACCCAGCCCCAUCUUCCCACAAUCCAACCUGCUCUACUUACGCUUCAAGUCUGACUUCUCACAUGCCCGAGAUGGCUUUGAGGCCACAUGGACAUCCUCACCUCAUGGUUGUGGUGGCACUCUUUAUGGAGACCAUGGCUCAUUCUCAAGCCCCAACUUCCCAGGCACCUAUCCCAAUGGUACCCAUUGUGAAUGGCACAUCACAGCACCCAGAGGUCAUGUGGUGACCAUCACCUUUGCCCAGAUCAGUAUUGAUGACCCUGGAGAUUGCCAGAACAACUUCUUGGAGUUAUAUGAUGGCCCAGACACCUCCUCACUGCCUGUAGGACCUUACUGUGGAAUGGAAACCAACAUUGCUCCAUUCACAGCCUCCUCCCACCAAGUCAGCAUUAUUUUCCAAGCCCAGUAUGCCACCCUGCCUUCAGGGUUCAGACUCAUCUGGAGCAGCUGAAAGAAUGCCCUUCUUCAUACAUAUAUGCAGGGACACACACAGUUGCUGACACCUAAUCACAUUUUAAAGGCAAACACCUGCUGUCCAUUAUUUCAUUAUUUAAUCAAACCAAUGUACGCUUGAAAUCUGUCUGCAUUGUGAUAAUAAAUACCUGAUUUAAGAAGUUCAUCAAGUUGAUCAGUCAUUUGUCAUUUAAGAUGUUCACAUUGAAUUGUAGUAAAGAUUUACAGACUCAAGUGACACUAAUCUACAAGUUUCAGGGCCCAUUGGAUGAAAAAACUUUUUUUCACAGUGUAUGAAUAUGAUUCAGGCAAAAAUAGCUGACACAAGUUCACAUUCAGCUAUUUACUUCUGAGUUGCAUCAUACACACUUGUUAUUCUGAGAAUUUUCAAUUCACUUUCAGUUCAGUUUAUUCAUAUAGCGUCAAUUCACAACAAAAGUUAUCUCAUGCCACAUUGCAAUUGGAGCA